Molecule: messenger RNA, 1030 nt
Organism: Zea mays
Lineage: Eukaryota; Viridiplantae; Streptophyta; Magnoliopsida; Poales; Poaceae
Exons: 1
Coding region: 272-814 (180 amino acids)
Source: RefSeq, marked validated
AUCCUCUGAUUUUCUUCAGCCGGCGUUUCUCCUCUGCUGGCCGGCUUCCUCCCAGCCGUGGAGUUCUAACGGCGAUUGGCCGUCCCUGCUCCCAUGGCCGGCGCUUGGCCUUCUGCUCGCCGCGGAUGCGCGCUAACUGCGAGGUCUUCUCCCUCCUCCUGCGCGCGCUCACUGCUCUCUGGUACCCCGCCGUCGGCUUCUGCUCCAAUUCCAGUCCCCAACGCCAGCCGCCGCCCCUGGGUUCUUCAAAAAAAAUCUGCCGCCACCGCUAAUGGAAAAAGAUCCAGCCGCCCUCUGCUCUGAUUUUCUUGCCGCCGUUCUGUUGAUCUUUUGGGCGCGCGGUGCUUAUCUCCCAGCACGCCGUGCCCAGCCUCCCUUCUCCUUCCACGCAACCAUCCACACGUGGUUGUCCUCACGAACACCGUUUCACACUAUCACCCUAUCUUCAUCGUCCGUAGUAUCGUCGUCGGGAUGUCUUAGCUGCAACACCCGCGCCCUUGACCGUAUCCAAAGCUCUAUAUUGGAUUCGUCAGCGUGCUACUCGCCCACUGGCUCCUUGACGUUCUCGAUUCCGUCGUCAUUCCGUGCGUCGUCAAGAAAUCCCAAGAGUCGUGUGAAGACGGAGCCAACAGCAUGGUGUUCACCAAGUGCCCGACAAAAAGCUCGAACUGGUCGUCAAUUAUCUCGACAACAACCACAUCCAAGACUCCACCGUUCCAAUAAUUUUGUCUCAUCGCCCUUCAAAUCCGAGUCCUCGUCCGUAGGAUCGUCGUUGACCUUGCAACUUCAGCUCGAGUUAAUUAUGGUAAGUUGAUUUAUUAUUCCCAUCAACUAAAUAAAUGAUAGGAUUAAAUAGAAGAAUUGAUUGCGAUGAUUCUCUUGUUUAUUACUCGAUGUAGAGAUUAAGUUGAAUUUUAGGGUUGUGCGAUAAGUAUAUUGGUAGAUAUAUAUAUAUAAUACACGGGUUAACCGGUAAAUUAGUUUAGAAAGUUAAUAAAAGUUCUUCUAUCAAAUUUUAUAAGUAUUAGAU